AUGACAUACAGGACUUCAGGUAACGCGAAUUCCACUUUGCUGAUUACCCUCCAAGAAUCUGCCAACAUCUCCUUUGAGAUUGAAUCAGAUGACCAGUCUAGUGAAGUACAACUUGAAGAGGAAGAUGAUGAAAUGGAGUCAACAGUGUCACCUACUGACCCACCACAGAUGUUUAGAUCCUUGAGCACAGACGGAGAAAGUAUCGUUAAAGCUUUUGCAACUGCAAGAAGUCCAGCAAACUAUACCCUGAUUAUCUACACCAGAAAUCCCAAUGAAAGUGUAGAAGUGGCUCUUGAAUUGAGCACAGACGGAGAAAGUAUCGUUAAAGCGUUUGCAACUGCAAGAAGUCCAGCAAACUAUACCCUGAUUAUCUACACCAGAAAUCCCAAUGAAAGUGUAGAAGUGGCUCUUGAAACAUCUCCUGGAAAUGCAUCUUAUGAUGUAAGAUCUAUGAUUACAGGUGACAUGAAAGCAUUGAUUAUGACAUACAGGACUUCAGGUAACGCGAAUUCCACUUUGCUGAUUACCCUCCAAGAAUCUGCCAACAUCUCCUUUGAGAUUGAAUCAGAUGACCAGGCCAACAUCUCCUUUGAGAUUGAAUCAGAUGACCAGUCUAGUGAAGUACAACUUGAAGAGGAAGAUGAUGAAAUGGAGUCAACAGUGUCACCUACUGACCCACCACAGAUGUUUAGAUCCUUGAGCACAGACAGAGAAAGUAUCGUUAAAGCGUUUGCAACUGCAAGAAGUCCAGCAAACUAUACCCUGAUUAUCUACACCAGAAAUCCCGCCAACAUCUCCUUUGAGAUUGAAUCAGAUGACCAGUCUAGUGAAGUACAACUUGAAGAGGAAGAUGAUGAAAUGGAGUCAACAGUGUCACCUACUGACCCACCACAGAUGUUUAGAUCCUUGAGCACAGACGGAGAAAGUAUCGUUAAAGCUUUUGCAACUGCAAGAAGUCCAGCAAACUAUACCCUGAUUAUCUACACCAGAAAUCCCAAUGAAAGUGUAGAAGUGGCUCUUGAAACAUCUCCUGGAAAUGCAUCCUAUGAUGUAAGAUCUAUUAUCACAGAUGACAUGAAAGCAUUGAUUAUGACAUACAGGACUUCAGGUAACGCGAAUUCCACUUUGCUGAUUACCCUUCAAGAAUCUGCCAACAUCUCCUUUGAGAUUGAAUCAGAUGACCAGUCUAGUGAAGUACAACUUGAAAAGGAAGAUGAUGAAAUGGAGUCAACAGUGUCACCUACUGACCCACCACAGAUGUUUAGAUCCUUGAGCACAGACGGAGAAAGUACCGUUAAAGCGUUUGCAACUGCAAGAAGUCCAGCAAACUAUACCCUGAUUAUCUACACCAGAAAUCCCAAUGAAAGUGUAGAAGUGGCUCUUGAAACAUCUCCUGGAAAUGCAUCCUAUGAUGUAAGAUCUAUGAUUACAGAUAACAUGAAAGCAUUGAUUAUGACAUACAGGACUUCAGGUAACGCGAAUUCCACUUUGCUGAUUACCCUCCAAGAAUCUGCCAACAUCUCCUUUGAGAUUGAAUCAGAUGACCAGUCUAGUGAAGUACAACUUGAAGAGGAAGAUGAUGAAAUGGAGUCAACAGUGUCGCCUACUGACCCACCACAGAUGUUUAGAUCCUUGAGCACAGACGGAGAAAGUAUCGUUAAAGCUUUUGCAACUGCAAGAAGUACAGCAAACUAUACCCUGAUUAUCUACACCAGAAAUCCCAAUGAAAGUGUAGAAGUGGCUCUUGAAACAUCUCCUGGAAAUGCAUCUUAUGAUGUAAGAUCUAUGAUUAUGUUUAGAUCCUUGAGCACACACGGAGAAAGUAUCGUUAAAGCUUUUGCAACUGCAAGAAGUCCAGCAAACUAUACCCUGAUUAUCUACACCAGAAAUCCCAAUGAAAGUGUAGAAGUGGCUCUUGAAACAUCUCCUGGAAAUGCAUCUUAUGAUGUAAGAUCUAUGAUUACAGGUGACAUGAAAGCAUUGAUUAUGACAUACAGGACUUCAGGUAACGCGAAUUCCACUUUGCUAAUUACCCUCCAAGAAUCUGCCAACAUCUCCUUUGAGAUUGAAUCAGAUGACCAGACUAGCGAAGUACAACUUGAAGAGGAAGAUGAUGAAAUGGAGUCAACAGUGUCACCUACUAACCCACCACAGAUGUUUAGAUCCUUGAGCACAGACGGAGAAAGUAUCGUUAAAGCUUUUGCAACUGCAAAAAGUCCAGCAAACUAUACCCUGAUUAUCUACACCAGAAAUCCCAAUGAAAGUGUAGAAGUGGCUCUUGAAACAUCUCCUGGAAAUUCAUCUUAUGAUGUAAGAUCUAUGAUUACAGGUGACAUGAAAGCAUUGAUUAUGACAUACAGGACUUCAGGUAACGCGAAUUCCACUUUGCUGAUUACCCUCCAAGAAUCUGCCAACAUCUCCUUUGAGAUUGAAUCAGAUGACCAGUCUAGUGAAGUAGAACUUGAAGAGGAAGAUGAUGAAAUGGAGUCAACAGUGUCGCCUACUGACCCACCACAGAUGUUUAGAUCCUUGAGCACAGACGCAGAAAGUACCGUUAAAGCGUUUGCAACUGCAAGAAGUCCAGCAAACUAUACCCUGAUUAUCUACACCAGAAAUCCCAAUGAAAGUGUAGAAGUGGCUCUUGAAACAUCUCCUGGAAAUGCAUCUUAUGAUGUAAGAUAUAUGAUUACAGGUGACUUGAAAGCAUUGAUUAUGACAUACAGGACUUCAGGUAACGCGAAUUCCACUUUGCUGAUUACCCUCCAAGAAUCUGCCAACAUCUCCUUUGAGAUUGAAUCAGAUGACCAGUCUAGUGAAGUACAACUUGAAGAGGAAGAUGAUGAAAUGGAGUCAACAGUGUCACCUACUGACCCACCACAGAUGUUUAGAUCCUUGAGCACAGAUGGAGAAAGUACCGUUAAAGCGUUUGCAACUGCAAGAAGUCCAGCAAACUAUACCCUGAUUAUCUACACCAGAAAUCCCAAUGAAAGUGUAGAAGUGGCUCUUGAAACAUCUCCUGGAAAUGCAUCCUAUGAUGUAAGAUCUAUUAUUACAGAUGACAUGAAAGCAUUGAUUAUGACAUACAGGACUUCAGGUAACGCGAAUUCCACUUUGCUGAUUACCCUUCAAGAAUCUGCCAACAUCUCCUUUGAGAUUGAAUCAGAUGACCAGUCUAGUGAAGUAGAACUUGAAGAGGAAGAUGAUGAAAUGGAGUCAACAGUGUCACCUACUGACCCACCACAGAUGUUUAGAUCCUUGAGCACAGACGGAGAAAGUACCGUUAAAGCGUUUGCAACUGCAAGAAGUCCAGCAAACUAUACCCUGAUUAUCUACACCAGAAAUCCCAAUGAAAGUGUAGAAGUGGCUCUUGAAACAUCUCCUGGAAAUGCAUCCUAUGAUAUAAGAUCUAUGAUUACAGGUGACAUUAAAGCAUUGAUUAUGACAUACAGGACUUCAGGCAGUGUGAAUUCCACUUUGCUGAUUACCCUUCAAGAAUCUGCCAACAUCUCCUUUGAGAUUGAUUCAGAUGACCAAGUGGCCAUUGUUGAGCUUGCAGAGUACAUUGUGUUGACAAAAACAUUGAGCACCCAGGGAAGUAGUGCUGUUAGAGCUUUUGUCUCAUCAAAAAGCCCUGCAAACGUUUAUGUAGUCAUCUACACAAGUAAUCCAGGUGACAUUGCUGAUAUUAGUGUCGUUACUGUCCCUGCAAAUGUUGCUAUUGAUGUGACACCGGUGAUAAGUAAUGAGCCAGAAGCCUUAACUUUAUCCUUCAGAACUUUAGGAAAAGUCAAUACAACUCUCUUCAUUGAACUCCAAGCUCCUGCUAACAUUUCUUUCAAAGUUGAAACACUUGAUUCAGACAGUUUAGUUGACCUAUUUGAUGUGUUUGUUGAAUCAACGCCAAGUCCAACUUUGCCUUCUACAACAGGUCCGACUCCGCCUACCACUACCACUAGACCAGCUGAGAUGUUUACUUUCAGGAAGGCCUUGUUCGCCAUGGGAGAUAAGACUGCAGUAGCCUCCGUGGACACAACUGGUGUGACAAUGUAUACUCUUGUUGUAUUUGCACUUGAUGCAGUGAUUGAUGUUCAGACCCUCCCCGAGGGUCUUGCCAUGGAUGUUAGUUCUGAGGAAAGCUCUGAAGCAUUAAUAACAACAUUCAGUACCUUUGAGCCAACUAGUUUGAAAAUGUUUGUUGACCUAAAUGGUCCCGCUAUUGUAACACUAAAGGUCGAUUCGACAGAUGCCUCCACUUUUGUUAGCCUUGCUGAAGUAACUGAGGUUGUCACUGAGCGUCCGGAUACCACACUUUCUCCAGUAGCUGUUCAUCGUUUCAUCGAGGAGUUACUGACUGUAGAAAGUACAACUGUAACAGGUUUGGUAGCCACCAGUGGCCCUGCAAAUUACACUGUGAUUGUUCACUCUAGGAAUCCAAGAGAAACUGUUAGUUUAAGAGUAGAGACGGACCCUGUUGAUCUUGCUAUUGGUACUACUGUAUUCAUUGAGGAAGGUGAAGAAGCAGUUGCCAUGGUUUUCAAGACAUUGGAAGCAGUAAACACAACUAUCUUCAUCAGCCUGGUGGAACCUGCUAAUAUCACUAUUCAAGUAGACUCCUUUGAUCAAUUUAGCACUGUGUCACUUCUUGAUGUUGGAACUACAGUGCAACCACCAACCAUGACUUCACCUACCGCUGUGGUCCAUGACUCUCAAGUUGAACUGAAUACAAGUAGCAGUGCCCUCAUUGAAGCAUUUGUCUCCACCAGUGGUCCAGCAAACUUUUCUCUCUUUGUGUACACAAUGAAUCCCAGUGAAAAUGUUGUUGUUGCUAUUGAAACCCAACCGGCAAAUCUCACAUCUGAUGUUAAAUAUCUCUUUAAAGAUGAUGAGCAGGCUUUAGCUGUCUUAUUUUCAGUUUUGGAACCGAGCAACACUACCUUGAGAAUCACUGUGAUGGAUGCAGCACAGAUUAUCUUGAAUGUGGAGUCUGAUAGUGAGCUGGUUGUCUUACUUGAAGAAAUGGAGUCUACAAGUAGAGAAACUCCAACCAUGACAUCCCCUAACACUGUGGUCCAUGACUUUCAAGUUGAACUGAAUACAAGUAGCAGUGCCUUCAUCGAAGCGUUUGCCUCCACCAGUGGUCCAGCAAACUUUAAUCUUUUUGUGUACACAAUGAAUCCCAGUGAAAAUGUUGUUGUAGCCAUCGAAACCCAACCAGCGAAUCUUACAUCUGAUGUUAAAUAUCUCUUUCAAGACACUGAGCAGGCUGUGGCUGUCUUAUUUACAGUUGUUGAACCGGCCAAUACUACCUUGAGAAUUACUGUGAUGAACGCAUCACGUAUCAUCUUGAAUGUGGAGUCUGAUAGCGAGCUUCUUGUCUUACUUGAAGAAUUGGAGUCAACGAGUAGAGAAAUCCCAACAACAAUGGAUCUUUCCACAUCGAUGCCUACCCUACCAUCCACAACAGAAUCUGCUGUUGUACAGAUUGUAUCAAGUAAUUUUACAAUCUCAGGUCCAGCAAAUGUUUCGUUUACGUUCGACCUAGUGAAACCAGCAACCAUCUACAUUAUGCUCAAUGCAUCAUCAGAGGGUGGAUUGACGAGUGUACCAGAAGAUGCAGUCCAGUUGGAGAGCAUCUUUGAAGAUGGAAACAGCCUCUAUAUUCUCACGUCCUUGACACCAUCCAAUGUCACUUUUGUCUUGAGUGCAGAUGAUGCAGCGCUCAUAAUGACAACAGUUGAAGCCAUCAAUGCAAACGAUGUUGAUGUUGUCAUAGAAACAAUGUUAAAACCGACAGACGAACCAGAUGUAGGUACCACGCCGCAUUUGUUUGACACCACAGCAGCAUUGCCGACUACCCCUACAUUCUUGCAACCUGUAACAAUUAUCAGGACUUUGAGCACCACUGGAGUGACUCAAGUGGAAGCAAGGGCAUCAACACGCGGCCCUGCUAAUUAUAGCCUCACUGUUAACGUCCCAAAUCCAUCACAAAAUACCCAAAUCAAUGUCUUGGUGGAACCCAAUGGUGUGGCUUCCAACUUCCAAGUGUCGGCCUCUCCGGGUCAGGACGCAAUCACAUUGCAGUUUAUGACAUCCCAGGAAUCGGAUGUUAUCAUCUUUCUGACCACACUGGAAGAUGCUUUUUCCACCUUCACCGUCGAGACAGUGGGGUCGUCAAGCACAGCAGAUUUGAUUUCUGGCUCUCAGCCAUCAACACCUCGAAGCACCAUGGCAACAGAUAUGACAUCAGCAACUACAAUAGACCUGUCCACACUCACAAGCAGGACUCCAUCUGGGCCUGUUAGGUUCAACAGAAAUCUGGAGACAGAAGGUGCGUCUUUAAUCCAUGCUGUGUCGACCACAUUAGAGCCUGCAUUCUAUGAAGUUGUUGUGGUCAUCCCAGACCCAAAUGAGAACACAGAUAUCGGCAUACUGACGAAUCCCCAGGGCCUGGUGAGUGAUUUGAACAUUAUUGAGGACAAUAACCCAAAGAGGAUGACUGUCAGAUUUCAAGUAAGAGAACCAGCCUACACGUUAAUCUCAAUGACUCUGUUGAAAUCAGCGAACAUAUCCUUUAGUGUAGAGACAGCUGAUUCUGAAGCUCUUGUCGAUCUGCUUGACAUGACUCACCUGUUAGUUACACCAGGAACUACACCAGGAGGUGAAGGUGGGAGCUCAUCAGCGGCAACAACACCUGUAGCGGAGACUCCUCGCACUACUGAGCAACCAUCCACCACCAAAGUACUUACUAUGACAAGUAGUGUGAUGUCGACCUUGACUGAUGUGGUGACAGAUGCUAGUACUGCUACGCCAUCGAUGGGACCUCUUGCUCCUCUCUCUAUUACUAGGACACUUAUGACAAUGGCCAAUGUUGAUGUGCAGGCUUUUGCUUCUCUAGAUAGGCCUGCUGACUUGAAGGUAGAGAUCUACACUAACAAUCCUAGUCAGACCACAGGAAUAAGUGUUUUAACUGACCCACAGGGCCAGGCAACUGACUUUAUGGUACAAGCAAGCCAGAAUCCAGAUAAAUUCACAAUGACAUUCAAAACAGUUGCUGCAGCGCAAACAUUUGUUUAUCUUAAUUUAUUGGAAGCUGCAAAUACCUCUUUCACCGUUGAGACAGCAAGCCGAGGAAGUGCUUCCAAUCAGGUGACACUCAUGCUUGUGGGAGAUUCAACAAUUCCACCCCCAACUACAGAAAUGACACCAUUGGUAGUAAUGAACACAUCACAGUCUAUCUUCCCCACAGGACCUUCACAAAGUACUAUCUUCAUCAAUGCGAAAUCACCUGCUUCUGUCUUAAUUGAUGUAAAUGGGUCUGCAGCAUAUACCUGGACAUCGGAGGAAGAAGAUGCUUUCCAAGUUGAACAAUUCAGCCUUCCUGAGCUAGGCUCCUUUAUGCGACUCAUCAUAUCCAGGCCAGUCAACAUCACUGUGACAGUAGGCACAACAAGUGAUGUUGAGAUUGUCACCACAGUGAUGAGUAUGACAUCGGAUGCAGCUGUGGUUACUUUACUAACGGAGAGCUUCAGCACCUCCACUCUACAGCCCACCCAAGCAAGCACGGAGGGAAGCAGCAGUACUACUGAAUUUCCAGUGGCGAUGACCCAAGACCCAGUUAGUCCUGGCACAGCUGUCAGGUCGUUGAGGACUCUCAGCAGGGGUUCCGUUGUUCAGGCGUCGGCUGUAACUUUCAGACCUGCAGAGUUCCUGUUUGAGAUUUACACACCAAACCCAAGAGAUACUGUAUUUACUAACGUGCAGACUACUCCAAGUGGUCGUGCGGUCAACUUUGAGAACUCCGUUGAUGGGAACAAGAUGCUUGUAAGAUUUAAGGUCUUGGAUUCAACAGAAACGCAGACAUUGGUCACUUUGACGUUCAAUGAGCUGGCCAAUGUCUCCUUCACUCUUACUAGUGAUGAUGAGGUCAGUCAAGUCUCUCUGCAGAAUCUUUCAGAGAUGACUCCUACAACUCCAGGAGGCAUGACAGACACCGGUAGGACCAGCUACGUCGAAAUCUUAACUCCGGAAGAGCCAUCAGUUACCGUUAUAGAUAUUUCAACUACUAACCCAGCAACUUAUACUAUCAUCGUUAGUACCAGCAAUCCCAAUGAGACAGUAGAAGUGUCAGCUGAAUCUACACCUGAUGUAACAAUAGCAGAAUCUACAGUCAGUCUGACCAGCUAUGUUCUUGUGGCAACAGCAUCGGAAGCAACCAACAUCUCCUUCUAUGUGACAACCUUGAAGUCAGCAUCAAUCAAUGUAAGUGUCGACACGGCAGAUGCAGAAGAUACUUCAUCUGUACGGUUCUCGACUGAAGCCUUGCAAGACAUGACAACGUCAAUGCAGUUCUCAAAUGUCAGUAGGACGACGUCUACAUCAGGUGGUGUAACAACAUUAGUCUCCGUCCAGACCCUUGAACCUUCCACCAUCUAUCUUAUCGUCAAUGCAUCCGCUGAGAUCAGCAUAGCAGCAGAUCCUAUUGGGUCUGUGGAAACGGAUACUUUCCAUAUGCUUGGGUCUAGCGUGCUUCAAAUUACCACAGCAGUCCCAACAAACAUUACUCUUUACAUCACGACCAGCAAUGCUGCUCUGAUUGAGACAAUAGUGUCCUCACUGAACCCAUCGUCUGCUGUCAUCUUGAUACAAGAUGAAGUGAGCUCCACCCUUCAACCUCUUGUUACUUCUGUUGUCAUGACAACGACUAGAACCCGAGGCGAUGCAACCAUCAUUGAAGUAAACGGCGUCUUCAGCGACGAAGUCACCGUCUUCUGGAGUUUCGAUCCAGAAGACGAGCCGUUCAUCCAAGGGUUCAUCCUUCAGUACCGGGAGGUCGGCGUUGAUGAGUGGACCAACUCGUCACUCAUACUGCCUUCCUCGCGUCUAUUCAAGCUGACUGGACUUGGGGAGAACACGCUUUACUUCCUGAGAUUGAUUGCUGUGGACAGGUCCGCUAACCCAGCAGCGUUCUCGUUCCAGAAACCAGUCAAGACCUUGUCGAGAAACUUAAUGGACCCGGUACCUGAUCGAGGCCAGCUGAACUCUUUCGACCCGUUCUUUUGGAUAAUUACAGCGGCCGUCAUCUUAGUUGUCCUCCUACUGGUUUCCCUCGUCACUUCGUUGAUUCUGUACACUCGGAGAAAAACGGCCGAUAAAAACAGCAAUGGCAGCGGAGGUUCACCCGCAAUUCUGGAUGAUCAGGUUUAGGCGAGGCUGAAGUUGCCAGGAACUCCUUGGACCUUGUCACUUUGGCUGAAUGAGUUCAAUAUAUAAACUCUUUUGUUUUAAUUAUACAUAUUUGUUUAAUUUAGUGUGAAAAUAGCUUUCCAUUCACUGAAAUGUGUUACACGUUAAAU
This is a messenger RNA of Asterias rubens (European starfish), 9353 nucleotides long. RefSeq lists its product as uncharacterized. Gene Ontology annotation, molecular function: protein binding. The record is from RefSeq and is a predicted model, not a curated record. The transcript has 9 exons. The coding region runs from base 1 to 9204 and encodes 3067 amino acids. NCBI's taxonomy places the organism in Eukaryota, Metazoa, Echinodermata, Asteroidea, Forcipulatida, Asteriidae.